CCUAAAGGUCUGAGUUUACAAUCCCCCCUUCUCAAUAUGAACGCCUUUUCCUUCAAAUCCUAGUAAUUAUUCUAUGGUCUGUCCUUCUGGCCGGUUGCUCCUCAUCAAAUGACUUAAGAAAUGUCUAUUUACUAUCUCUUUCGUACAAAACGAAGUCUGCCUCUGCAUUGACGGAUCCUCUUCAAAUCAACCCAAGUAUAGGAGAAGCAUUUCCCAAUGCUCUUAGUCGCAGUAACAAAACGAUUCAGCGGAUAAAUAUAUCCCAUAUGGGCUUAUGCAUUCAGCUUAUGUCUGGUACUUGGACUUGUGGAGGCGAUACACAAGACGUUGUAAACAUUUUGAAAAGCGAUUCUCAGUCGAACCCCUUUAAUUUAGUAUGGGCUGUAGACAAGUUCAGCAAUGAAGUUACAUCUUUUCCCUUAAUAUAAGUUAUGUACUUAAUUUUGCUAAAACUUACAUGUUUAUUGAAGAUCUCUUGCC
Messenger RNA from Daldinia decipiens, 480 nucleotides. RefSeq lists its product as uncharacterized. NCBI's taxonomy places the organism in Eukaryota, Fungi, Ascomycota, Sordariomycetes, Xylariales, Hypoxylaceae. The record is from RefSeq and is a predicted model, not a curated record. The coding region runs from base 267 to 428 and encodes 53 amino acids. The transcript has 2 exons.